Molecule: messenger RNA, 201 nt
Organism: Bursaphelenchus xylophilus (pine wood nematode)
Lineage: Eukaryota; Metazoa; Nematoda; Chromadorea; Rhabditida; Aphelenchoididae
Source: the annotation of a GenBank genome assembly
AUGGGCCUUUUUCCAUCAAAAGACGACCGCCGAUUGUUUGACGAAGACGGUCUUGAGAUUUGGAGCGAUGAAGCCAUUGCGAUCCGAGAUCAACUGAGAAAACGCCGGAUCAGAGCCGCAAUUCUGAGCGCAUUAUUGGCCAUCGGGCUUGGAGUGGUGGUAGCGCAGAGAAGGCGAAUCCUUGAUGCGAUUAGACGUUAA